AAUAGGAUCAUCAGAACAGCGUUAUCUGAUAUGCAUCCCCCUUCCUCGGAUCUGGAAAAAGUUUUAAAACUAGUUAGAACUAAUUAGAAAAACAACAGUCGUUCCGGCAUUUUCCGCGAUAAGGACACGGCAAACUUUUUUAUCUCGGCAAAUAAAAAGGACAGGGUAGUCUCUCAGUACAUAGAUACACGGAGGAUCGAAUAUGCUCCUCGCCACAUUAACUCUCCUGGUCGCAGGCGUUACAGUUUCAACAUGCUUUUCCUGCGAAGGACCGGGCGUUGUACCAGCUCCCCAUCCGAAUAAAUUCGUCUUCUGCACGUACAACGAGGAUGGAGACCUAGUCGCCCGUCUUCUCCCCUGUUCCGAUGGAACCACCUUCACUGGCAACGACAAAUGGGAAAUGUUGUCCAAACAGGAUUGCGUUGUCAGAAGAAGGAGAGAUGUGGACGGCUUGGAAACUUCGCAAACAGAAAACAAAACUGAAUCCGUUUUGAAAGAACUUUCGACAGAAACAAAUCUUCAGACUGAAGGAGAGGAUUCAACAGGUGUUAAGGAAAACAAAACUGAAUCCGUUUUGAAAGAACUUUCGACGGAAACAAAUCUUCAGACUGAAGGAGAAGAUUCAACAGGUGCUGCGGAAAAAGUGACCAGUACCGCCGAAGAAACCGAAGCGCAGACGGAUAAGCUUUCGACUGGAACACAGGCUUCACAGACGGACGACCAGACCGAGAAAGAAGCAGCUACGACCGAGAAUGCCGAAGAGUCGUCCGACUCUCCGACGACCGGGUCCGCUUCUGCAGAACCAUCUUCAGAGUCAACCACGAUGACGCCUAACUCAAACGAAACGAAACACGUCGAAUGUUGGUACCCGGGCGUGACUUGCGCUAGCUGUACCGAAGCAGCUUUCUGUGUCGGUACGGGUACGCUCAAAAACGGUCAACGCGUCGUCACACCGGUCACGACGAUCACGUGCAGACCUGGCGAAGUGUGCGUCGAAAUGCUCGGCUGCGUUUCCGACAAAAACAGAUUCUGUACCAAAGGCGAGUUUACAUGCACUGACCAAGGACUCUUUCCCGAUCCGUACGACUGCAGGAUGUUCCACAGCUGUGCAUUCCUGAACGGCGCUUUCCUCCAAGACGACGUUCGAUGCCUUGCAGGAGCCUAUAGUUCAAAAACGGGUACUUGCGGCUAUCCUCUUAACUCUGCGACCUGCUUAAACAAACCUGUUCCUCAUUGCAAGCAAGAAUUCGAGGUUGGAGCAGUGCCGAGCAACCCGAAUCUGUACUAUGUCUGCGUGAAAAAGGGGAAAACUCUAUCACCCAGCUUGUUCAGAUGCCCAGGAGGAAGGAAGUUCACAACUGCGCUUUUCAGAUGCGUGCCCUAGAAAUAUACAAACGGCAAAUGUUUUGUUUCUUUUAUAGAUUGCUCCUGUAAUCUUUCGGGGAAAAUGCUAACCGUGCCAAAUUGGUACGUUUUUGCAGGAAAUUAAAAUAAAUAAAUAAAAAAAAACUG
Molecule: messenger RNA, 1512 nt
Organism: Cimex lectularius (bed bug)
Lineage: Eukaryota; Metazoa; Arthropoda; Insecta; Hemiptera; Cimicidae
Exons: 6
Coding region: 203-1384 (393 amino acids)
Molecular function (GO): chitin binding
Source: RefSeq, a predicted model, not a curated record